AACAAAAACCCCUUGUGGGAGAAUAAGAAUACACCUGUUAAAGGGAAACGUCUAUAACUACUCUUUAGAUUAUGUCACUAACAUACUUUUAAAAUCUAAACUUUCAUUGUAUCUUGCCAUUAUUCAUUGAUUUGUACAUCCGUCACGGUAAACGGUUGCUUAUGACGUCCUCACACAGCGUCCAUAGUAGCAUUGGAAACCAGUCUUACUUUGGUGAGAUCAGCAUCAGUUUUCGGGGGCGGAAAAAGAAUAAGGGAAUGUGGCUUUUGGGCUUGCUCAGAAAUGUUAUAGCCCUUAUUGUAAUACGCCCACUGGGGACUGAGGUCUGCGACUUUGUAUUAUCACAGCUUCCAAUGGUAUAUCGGUAUCUGUGUGGGACCGAUACGAAUGCGUGUGUCGAACAAAAAAGAGUAGCAUGUGGUAAACCCUGUGAGGGAGUUUCAGCUGCACCAAAUGCAUCUUCUUACUAUACUCAAGUCGGACAAGUUAGUUACUCAUCAACGACUUUCAAUUGAAUAUGAGGAGUCACCACUCGUGACAUAACAGCCCAAAACUUAUGAACUAGUUCGUAGCUGUUAUCAAGAAACUCUUUAAAGAAAACUUUUCUUAAUAAAACAGGUUUAAACGAAGGAAAUGAAAUGUCGUCGACCGACACCACAUUCAGUCUAGCUCUCCGCUCACUUAACUGAUCAUCAUCGACGAGUCAUACACUGUAACCUGUCUGUCUCGAAAGUUAAACGCAGAGGUAGAUCCGCAGAUCAAUAAUGAUCGCUCUUGUGUGAUUUGCUCAAAAUAACGAAAUAAAGGAUUCAUUGAAUAAGAGACUCAAUUCGCACUGUCAUCAUUCACACCAAGUAUUUGACUGACUGCAAUAAACACACUUAUAGCGAAGCUGUCCUAGAUUAGACCUCCCGAACCAAGCAAGUAGUACUGGUGUUCAUCUUUGUUGUGGGUAUUCGAUCCAAGAUUUCUUCUAUCCUACCAAUUGCUGUCGCAAUGAAUUUCUCUUUUUCUUUCUCAUUCCCGUUCCCUUUCGUUUUCCCCUUCUCUUUCUCUUUCU
This is a messenger RNA of Schizosaccharomyces japonicus yFS275, 1060 nucleotides long. RefSeq lists its product as hypothetical. Lineage: Eukaryota; Fungi; Ascomycota; Schizosaccharomycetes; Schizosaccharomycetales; Schizosaccharomycetaceae. The transcript has a single exon. The record is from RefSeq and is a predicted model, not a curated record. The coding region runs from base 162 to 515 and encodes 117 amino acids.